Molecule: messenger RNA, 1527 nt
Organism: Chelonus insularis
Lineage: Eukaryota; Metazoa; Arthropoda; Insecta; Hymenoptera; Braconidae
Product: zinc finger protein 85-like
Exons: 2
Coding region: 423-1307 (294 amino acids)
Biological process (GO): regulation of transcription by RNA polymerase II
Cellular component (GO): nucleoplasm
Molecular function (GO): DNA-binding transcription repressor activity, RNA polymerase II-specific; RNA polymerase II cis-regulatory region sequence-specific DNA binding
Source: RefSeq, a predicted model, not a curated record
AAAAAAAUAUUUUUACUGUGAAACAGGUUCUAAAAUAAUUGAUUAACAAUUUUAUUAAUUUAAUUAUGUAUAUUAAAAUGAUAUUAUAAGCCAUAAGUGGUGAAUUUAAAUUGUACAAAGUUUCUUUUAUAUAAUUGCAUGUAGUUGAUGUGCUAAUGCGUCUUUAUACGGACGUAAUGCGCAAUUUAUUCAUUUUAUAUUGUUAUGUGGGGUGAAUAGAAGCUUCUAAUUUUUUCUAUCAAAUCGUUAUGGACAACGAAUCAUAGUGAAUGAAUAAAUGUAUUCGUCGGUUGUAAAGUGAAGGGUUUCAUCAUGAAUUAAAUACACUAAAUGUAGUUUUUUAUAUCAUUUAAAUGCUUUAACUUUAAAGUAACUUAUAGUUAAUAUAUUAACAAAAUCAGAAAUUAACUAUUCAUCAAAAAAUGGCUUUUGAAUCUGGCAAUUCAAAAUACUCAUCAGAUAUUCCGCAACUAAAUAAUUAUGAAGCAAGUACAUUAAAUUAUUCAUCAUACAAUUGUCGAGCUGGUCAAAUGGAUGAAAAUCGUGAUAUUAAUAGUUUUAAUCAUAAGAAAAUGAAUCAAGGUAAUGCACAUCAAUCGCCUAUUAAAAAUUCAACUAACAAUCAAAUUAAAAAAAUCGACGCUUCAACAAUGACCGAUCCUUUGUCGAUUGAUUUUCGACGAACCUCGGAAUAUUUAGCAAGAUGUUCUAAUUCAUUAGGAAUUAAUCGAGUAUCACAAUACGAUUCUACUUUCAACAGUUGUCUAUCUGAAGGUAUUGUAAUAUUGCACUGUCCAGAAUGCCCGACAAAAUUCGAAGAUCAAGACACAUUUCAUGCUCAUUUAGAGGAGCACAGACAACGACCUCAUAUUUGCGAUAUUUGUGGUGCUAGUCUCAAACGUAAAGAACAUUUAGAUCGUCAUAAACAAGGACAUAACAAGGAUAGACCCUACAAAUGUUCUCUUUGCUGUAAAGCCUUCAAACGUAAUGAGCAUCUUGCUCGUCAUAUGAUAAUUCAUUCUGGUAGUAAAAAUCAAAUAUGUUCCAAAUGUGGCAAAGCUUUCUUUAGAAAAGACCAUUUGAAGAAACAUCUUCAAAGUCAUAUUUCUAAUAAUAAAAUGAACAUUCAACCGCAGUAUCAUAAUAGCAACAAUAAUACAAAUAUUAAUAAUAAUAAUGAUAAUAACAAAAAUGACGAUGCUAAUAAUAAUGAAGACCGUGGAAACCCAAAUGGAGAAACUCUUGGUAAUAUUGCCAUGAUGGUACGACAAUUAAGAACAUCACCAUUCUCUAUUCUUCGUACUUAGUUUUUAUAAUUCGUGAUAAAAGAAAUGAACUUACAAAGGUUGUAAUCUAUGAAUUGUUAUUAAAUAAUAAUGAAGCUUUUUUAUUAAUUCUUUGUAUUUGUAUACGUACUUAUAGAAUGAACAUAAAAUGUUAAUGGAAAGUAAGUUUUCGUUAUUGAUUUAUAUAACUUAUUAUGAUGUAUUUUUUACUUGAUUGAUGGUUUAUUAUUAAAGUAAUUAA